UCCUCUGAGAGUCAUCCCUGUUUCUGUCUCAAGUCUCCAAAUGCUCGACACAAGCAGAGGAUGUGGAGGCCCGGUUCGUGUUAACAGCACACGUUAAUAUGAGGACAAAGAGAUAAAGACAACGACCUGUUAGAGUCCCAGUUAAGUUAAAAGAAAGUGGAGUGAUGAUGUUUGCUGUUGACUGAAGUCCACUCCAAGAAUCAAAAUGAAGAGGAGGCUGCUUCGUGGUUUCCUGUCCGAAGUUUCCAUCCGGAUGGCUCUGUUGAUUGUGUUCCUUGUGACGGAGCAGCUUCCUCCUUUCUACCGUGAGAUCCAACCAGAGGAGAUGUGGUUGUAUAAAUUCCAUCGUGUGGAGAGAGACCACGUGCCCACCUCUCUUAUGUUUAGUGUGGCAGUUUUCACCCCACUGAUUGUAAUCCUGGUCUUCGCCUUCUUGAAGAAGUCAGAGCGAGGAGAUGUGAAGGAGGCCUCGCUGGCUGUGAGUUUGACUCUGGUGCUGAACGGAGUUUUCACCAACGUCAUCAAACUUGUCGUUGGCAGGCCACGGCCAGACUUCUUCUAUCGCUGUUUCCCAGACGGUCAGAUGAACCUGGAGUUGCGCUGCAGCGGUGACCCAGAUGUUGUCAUGGAGGGCAGGAAGAGCUUUCCCAGCGGACACUCUUCCUUCGCCUUUGCAGGAUUGGGUUUCACGGCGCUGUACGUCGGAGGAAAGCUGCGCUGCUUCAAUGCAGCAGGCCGAGGCAGAGCAUGGCGGCUGUGUGCCUUCCUCAUCCCUUUACUCAUCGCAGCAGUGAUUGCCCUCUCCAGAACCUGCGACUACAAACACCACUGGCAAGAUGUAUUAGUGGGUUCUCUGCUGGGUCUCGCCUUCGCCUGGUUGUGUUACAGACAGCACUACCCUCCACUUCAGGACCCCGACUGCCACAGACCUCUGCGUCACAGAGAGACUGUUCCCGCCGCACAGGAGCGCAAGCUGGCCAACUCCAACUACAUCCUGCCCCUGUAGAACAGCUGUAACUGGAUCGUACUCUUUACUGGUGUCACUUAUUCUGGGUUACAUGGUAAUCCUUCUCAUUCUGUUUUCACACCCUAGGGCUGGGCAGUAUACCAAUAUUUAUAGUUAGUCGUCAAUCGUAACGGUUUUGUAGGAGUUUUCUUUUUGUAUGGUGAAACAUGACACGUGGUUUAUUUUCCAAGCUAAAAUGACAAAUGUCACAUUUCUUCUGAAUGGUUUCUGAAACACUUGAGAGUUGCUGUAAAAUAACAACUCCGGUUAAACGUGGUGGACUUUUCUGAACUUAAACAGACAUUAUCACAUACAACAUUCAUCAGUAUCAGAGGGUCUGGUGAAUAUAUUUAUUAUUCUCCGUCCAUAUGGCCCAGCCCUGCACACCCUGUGUAUUGUGCCUAUAGACCACAUGACUUUAAAUACUCCCAACAGCUGAGCAGGUCAACUACACAAGCACUGCACUAAUAGUCCACUGCCCAUUGAUCACUAGCUCAGCUGCUGAGAAACACUUUCUCUCAUGUAUGGUCACGAUUAUGUGAUUGUUUUUAAACUUGCAGCUUUUUCAACAAGCACGGUCGAGACUAUACAGUUUGUAUACAGUAUAUACAGUAUCUAUACAGUAUAGCAGCUUGCUGCCGAAACAAUGGUGGUUAAAUCAGUUAGUGAAUUAAUUGACAACACUUUUGAUAAUUGAUUAGGCUUUAAUGUCAUUCAUCAGCCAAUAAUGUCAAACAUUUGGUGGUUGCAGCUUCACAACUGUGAAGAUUUGAAGACUUUUUUUAACACUGUAAAUUGAAUAUAUAAGGAUUGGACUCUUGGUAAGACAAAACAAGUGAAAAGUCAAUUAAAUCUGGUUCAGGUGUGAUCACAAGACCUAAAUGUGAGACAAGAACCCAGGACAGGAGGCUGAAUGAACACCAUAAACACACAAACUCAGCUGACUGUGAAAGUCGUCAACUAGAAGUCCGAGGAUGUCCUUAAACCAACACCAGAGUUAAAAUCUCUCCACUGUACGCAACCACUUGAUAUCACAUGCUCAAAAGUUUAAAUUUAGAUUACGUGAUGCCACUUGAUGUCAUCUCCACUCACUGAAGAAGACUAAGAUCAGGUUGAGAGUUCCAAAUAAUUAGUAAGUAGACCUUUGAGCUUAGAUUAUCUGCACCAUAAAGUAUUUAAUCCGACAGGGAAACUGGUGAAAAAAUAGGUUUUCAUAUCUUAACGUAAGGGUGGGCGAUGUGGUUAAAAUCAACACAAAAUCUAUUGUGUAUAAUUUAUAUACAUUGAUAUCAUGUCAUAUUUAAUUGAGCUUCUGGAAAAUCAAUCCAGUUUAUGGAUAAAAUAAUCACAUAGGAAUGUCCAUUAUUAAUAUUAGAGAUAUUAGAUAUUAGACAUUUUCUUAUCGUCAACAAAUUCUAUGAAGAGUCCAAAACUAAUAAUUUUUCCCAUCACUCUCUACUUUCUGUCUGUGUCUGUUUAUUCACGCUGAAGACUAAAAAACUUUAACAAUCAGUAUUUCCCAAAAGCAGCCAGGCACUGUAGUUUUUAGCUAAUGUUACUCAACGUGUUGUUGGGGGACUAUUUUCAGUCGUGGAUUAAUACACAUUUAGUGCCUAAGUUGUUUUGGGGGGAAAAUGGAGAUCUAUGGCACAAAGAAAUACGAUCUACACAGACAAAAUCUGUUAGAGGGAUCAAUUCAUUGUUGGUUUUGAUGUUUUCAUUAGAUUUGUUGACAAUAACAAGAAAGCAAAGCAUAAGUAUGUUUAAUUUAAAAGGAUAGCUACCACGUUAUUAACUGUUUAGUAAAAUCUUUGUCUCAUGGUUCAUAUCAACAUACGGACAACUUCUAUCUGAAAGCACCUCUUUGGUUUCCUUCAAGUGUAAAACCACUUCUCUGUUUGAUCUACACGGUUCUGCUCUACUGCCUCUGUCUCGAGUGCUUUAAAUCUCUCUGUCUUCCUAUAUUAUAUUUUGAAUGUUUCCAUUCACAGAUUGCUUGAAUAAUAUAUUCUGGAAAAGGGUUCAUAUGCCCAAUCUUCAGUAUAACGCCUCGAUGUAGCAGUUCCACACAUCUCCUCUCAUAGUUGUUUGCUCCACAGCACAUCUGCUAACAUCACAAGUUAAUGUGACUGUAAAAGUGAGAUAAAUGUUUUCCUACAUCAGUGGUCUCAGGCUUACUGUAGGUCUGGUUUUUGUUACUGCACACUCUGCUGGCUCCUCUGCCGACCCGUCUAAAGUGUGAACGUUCACCAGAGAGGUGGAAGGAGGAGAGACGUGGUGUACAGGGGGUUGGUUGUGGGAGUGACAGAUCAGACUGUAACCUCUCCAGAUGAUGGUGCUAACCUCCCAGUGCUCCUGCUGGUCAGGUUUUCUAUCCUGUUAAUAGUUUUAUUGGCACGCAAAGUUUGUUGGAAACGUUUGUUUUUGGGGUUUUUUUCUGGUAGUUUUCAUCGACUUUCAUUUAAGACUGUGAACGCUACCUUCUGUGGUCCGGUUAUGAUUUUUAUUUGUUUCCUUUUUUUUUCCUGUUUUAUCUUUUUGUUAAUGUUUGUAAGGUUGGUUUUCAAUUGGAAAGAACGUCAACUAUUAUGUGGAUGUGACUGUUGUUUGCAAGUUGAAAACACUAAAAACAACCAAACUUUUUAUGUUUUUGUUUGUGUGUGAAACCAGCCAAAGGUUUGCAGGGUCAAAGCACUUUUGCGCUGUGAGUCGAGCUUAAAGCAGGUGGAUCACAGUGGUUUCAGACCAAACUCGGUAGAAAAAAACAGAUGAAUUUGUGCCUUUGUUUACUAUAUUACUUUAAUACUCUUUAAUUAAUGAAUGAAGUAUAUACUGCAUGUAACAGUGUAUGCUCUCUGUCAUGUCGUUUACACAACUUUGUUUUUUUUAUUGUUUUACAGUGUAUAGGUUUCAGGUGAGAAGAUACUACAUGAUGUUUAAACGUGGCAUGCUGCCUUUCUUUACCUCUGUUGCUGAUGGAGUCAAAUGUGAAGAUUUCUAGGUGGAAACAUGUUAAAUUUACAACUGAAAGAGUAGCCAACUUUACUUUUUACAAACCUUUGAGAGAAUUCUUAAUGUACUCAAUCUUACAGGUAUUUAUGAGAUGAUGUACAGGUCUAAGUGUAUUUACUUUUGGGGCAUGUAGGACUUUACUUGAAUUUUGAAUAUUUGUUUGUUUACCUUAAAUGUGAUUAAUGUUAUGUCAUUAAAAUAGGAAUCAUAUUUGUGGGCACAUGGGCUUCUGGGGGAUAAAAAAAAAUGAAUGGGA
Molecule: messenger RNA, 4274 nt
Organism: Morone saxatilis (striped sea-bass)
Lineage: Eukaryota; Metazoa; Chordata; Actinopteri; Moronidae
Gene: plpp5
Product: phospholipid phosphatase 5
Exons: 8
Coding region: 206-1006 (266 amino acids)
Biological process (GO): phospholipid metabolic process
Molecular function (GO): phosphatidate phosphatase activity
Source: RefSeq, a predicted model, not a curated record